Messenger RNA from Caenorhabditis sp. 36 PRJEB53466, 2447 nucleotides. The record is from the annotation of a GenBank genome assembly. NCBI's taxonomy places the organism in Eukaryota, Metazoa, Nematoda, Chromadorea, Rhabditida, Rhabditidae.
AUGGAUUCAAGUUCUUCUUCGAGCACACCGAGUACUUUGACGACGACCAUUCUACCUGAUGUCGUCGAAGAACUUUCAACAACGAAAACGAGCACGCCGAGAGAAUCAACUGAAAGUUCUACGAGUACGGAGCGUGCGGCGACGUCCAUGUCUUCUGAAAGCACGGAUUCAACUCUAUCGACAACAUCGGACGAAUCGAGUACAUUGUCGGAGCGUCCAUCGCCUUCCACACUAUCAACUACCAGUACCUUCACAUCCGAACCAACAACGACGGAUUCUAACUUCUCCAAACAAACGAUUGCGUCAGAAACGUCACCACAGUUCACUUCUUCGAGAACGCUAUCGUCUACAACCGCUCAACAAGCAUCCGAAGCCACAUCUGAAGAGUCAACUGCCGUCACCGCUUCGGAUGCCACUCCUUCUACCCACUCAACACAGUCAUCGAGUGAGGACGGAUCAACUUGGACAGAGUCAUCGGAAACUGAUAGUUCUGAGCGAACGACAGGGCCCAGUUUGAAGUCGUCGACAACUACUGCAAAGGCAACGGCGGCCGACAGUUCUCCGACCACUCUUAAUGCUACGACAUCGUCUUCUGAAACAAUCUCAUCCACAUCCGGAGCAUCGGAAUCGGCAACGUCUCGAAACGCGACCGUAUCCGACCGUUCUUCGACCACUCUCAAUUCUACUACAUUGUCUUCUUUCGAGCCGACAACUGAAUCUGCAGUUUUCAGUCAGCACACGGCAUCUACUGAAUUCAGCAGUUCCUCUCUUCCGUCAUCUGAAACUGUUUCUGAACCGUUUUCGAUGUCUGAUGGCACUACACAGUCAACUAGCACAAUUGGUGAAUCAGGGACGGCAUCGUCUCGUGGCAGUACUGUCAGUUCGAGCGACAAUACCACACAGUCAAGUGGAUCAUCAAAAACAGAGAGCAUGGAAACGACCGCAUCGGGGGCCACUCGAACAUCGGCACAAACGAACACUUUCGGAAGUUCUAUGAUGAGUUCACAGUCAUCAAGCAGUUCGUUGAAGACCACUACACCCGCAUCGACAGUUUCGUCAAUGCGAACUACCGUGAAAGCGACUAGUGGGACUUUCUCAACAGCGUCUGCUUCAAACACGAGACGCCAAUCCGUCACGGACCAGUCGAGUACGACUCCCGCUCCGUCUUCGACAACAAUCAACUGGCCAACCGGCGGCACCACACGGAUCCUUCCGUCCGGAGAAAUUGUAUGCGAUUUAGUUCGGUGCCCUUGCACACUUUUCAAUUCAUUUCAGAUCAUCUCGGAAUCGCUAAUCGCCUACAACAACUGCACGACGGUCCUCUACCAGCUGCUCUACAAUCCGGCGACGAACACCACCCGGACAGCAGUGACCACUGAUCCGAACGGGUGUGAAACAACCACUUCCCUUACCAAUUCCUCCUCGACGACCCUUGAACCGAGCUCCACGACAGUGUUCAACUGGCCAACCGGCGGCACCACGAAGAUACUCCCGUCCGGGGACAUAGUAUGGCUGAUGAUCUUCAAAUCUUGUCAUCCGAUCCGUUUUCAGAUAAUCUCCGAAGCGCUGAUCGCCUACGAGAACUGCACGACGGUCCUUCUUCAGCUCAUCUACAGCCCCGUCACUAACACGUCUCGCACCGACGUCACGUCUGACGCGCAAGGAUGUGUAAGCGAUUUCCAGAAUGUCCGUCCGGAUGGCUCGGUUUCAGAAGGCGUCUUCUUCCGUGACAAGCGCGAUAAUCGACACGACGACUCCGAUUCCGUUCUCUUUUCCGGAGAGCAAGACCACUCAGAUACUGCCUUCCGGCGAGAUUGUGAGCCAUCAUCGCGCACGGUUUUUCAAUUUCAAAUUAUCAUUUGGCGUGCAAAAAACGUCUCGAACGUCGUCUUUUCACAAACAUUUCAAAAAAAUUCGCGUCUCAUCGCAUCUCAAUCCACGCCUCUUUUGGUCAUUUCAGAUACUGUCCGAGUCGCUGACUGCCUAUCAGAACUGCACGACGGUCCUUCGACAGCUCAUCUACAGUCCGAUUAGCAACACGACGAGGAUCGCCACGACUUCCGAUCCUGAAGGAUGUGUGAGUCUAGACGGGAUUGGAAUGUGUCCAUGAACUGGAUUCCAGAAAGCCGCCACCGCAACGACGACGUCGAAGAAGGCAUCCGUCGAGUGCUCGUUCCCUCCGAUCGAUCUGAGUCACGCGAAACGACCGACGGCUGCAGAGCAGAAGGACGCCUACUCGGUCGGCGAGAAGCUGUUCCAUCUGUGCGAGCGUCCGUACGUCAUGGAAUGGGCGAAGCAGCCGUUGAGAGUGUACACGUGCAAGCCGAAUGGACAGUGGAGCGGCGUGUUCCAGAAGUGCAUCAGUGAGUUCGAGUUCGGCUGUCAUUUGAUGUGCAAACUUUUCAUUUCUUUCAGAUCAACGACCGGGAACGACCGAACUCCGAUAA